Messenger RNA from Paraglomus brasilianum, 2250 nucleotides. The record is from the annotation of a GenBank genome assembly. Lineage: Eukaryota; Fungi; Glomeromycota; Glomeromycetes; Paraglomerales; Paraglomeraceae.
AUGGUACAACUACGUCUCGCAACACAGUCUGCUCCGACUUCUCCAAUAGUAGACAAUAAACUCACAUUCGAAAAAGUCAGACACUGGACAUGGGAACAAGUCUCUCACUGGCUACAAGAGAAUAAUUUCAAGGAAUAUGAGAGGUUAUUUGCUGAAAAUGACAUCAACGGCGACGUCCUGCUCGAACUCGACCACCAAAUAUUAAAAGAACUUCAAAUACGGUCGAUUGGAGAUAGAAUUCGAUUAUUAGCUGCUGUUCGUAUGCUACUUAAAGCAUGCUCAGCCAACGUCCAUAAUCCAUACAAGGACGAUCCGCCAUCUCCUACAAGUGACAAGAAAAUACCAAAGUUCCGACUCAAAUUUCUCAAAAACGUUGCACGGCGUCAGUCUAAGGCAAUUUAUAAUACUAACAGUCAGACAGAUUUAUGUUAUACGCCGGAGGCAUUGUCGUUUCCGGUAGUACCGCUUGCCAGGUCUAGCUCGUUGUCGAGUACAGUGUCGAGCAAGUCUUUGAAGAGAAGCAAUUCGGCAGGAUCACCAAGAACACCAAAUACACCAAAGUCGCCACAGUCCAACAAAGUUUGGGAGGCCUUGCUGCAGUCUAAGGGCUUGAGUUUUCUAAAGAUGAAUAAUUCUUCUAAUGACGGAGGAGCUGCAAAUGAUAAUUUAAAGCAGCAUUUUAUAAAAGUUAUCAGCGAGAGUCAAACAAAAACAAUAAAUAUACAAAAUGCGAAUGAUGCCAAGUCUAUAUUCGCCAAAGUAUUAACAAAAUUUAACAUCACAGAUGAAGUUGAGAAAUAUUCUCUAUUUGUUUCAGAUACGCAUUCCGAAGCUGCCCACAAGUUAAAAGAUGAUGAACUAGUAGAAAUCUGCCGUGAUCCUGACAGGCCUGAGCGCAACCGCCUAGUCCUGCGUAAAAUUCAUCAACAUCUGAGUCAUGAAGAUUAUAUGCGCAUCCGACAAAACCGCAAACUACAACGUUUCUUUGGAGAAAAAGUUCCAACAACGCCACAAGGGUUCUCCCAGAAGAAACUCAGAAACUUUUUCGGUCAGCGACCACCAUCAGAAUUGAUUUCAUUGAAUCUCACAGAAUAUUUUCCCGGACAUAAUAGUGAAGAGUUGGAAAGAAGUCAUAGAAUGUCGAUGAGGAGGGCUUCGAGGCCGUCAGGACCGUCGAGACCAAAAUCGAGGACUGUUUCUAGAUUAUAUGAGAAUGAGUCAUUAUCCUCGUCAUCAUCGUCAUUUACUCUAGUGCCGUCUGUGCAAGGUGAUGAUUGUUCGUGUCAUGAACUGCCUAUACUUGAAGAAGAGCGUAACAACGAGUUUCAGGUUAUGGAAGAUGAGGAAGUUGAGGAGAGUUGGAAUCCAGAUGCCGAUACUGAUAGUACUGAUACAUCGGAUCUAACUCCUUUCAGGUGGAUCAAAGGAGCACUUAUUGGAUCAGGUUCCUUUGGCAACGUGUAUCUCGGCUUGAAUUCUGCAACCGGAGAACUGAUGGCUGUAAAGCAAGUCGAAUUACCAACCGGACAAUCUGCAAAUGAAAACAGAAAGAAAUCAAUGUUGGAUGCAUUACAAAGAGAAAUUACACUGCUGAAAGAGCUGGAUCAUGAGAAUAUUGUCCGAUACCUUGGCUCGCAACACGAUGAAAAGAGUCUCAACAUUUUCUUAGAAUACGUUCCGGGUGGUUCAGUAUCCUCCAUGCUGAGAAACUAUGGUCCACAGGAGGAAACACUUGUACGGUCAUUCGUCCGACAGAUAUUGACAGGAUUGAAUUAUCUACAUGAACGAGAUAUAAUUCAUAGAGAUAUAAAGGGUGCCAAUAUACUUGUUGAUAAUAAGGGAGGAAUUAAGAUUUCAGACUUUGGAAUAUCCAAGAAAGUUGAAGAUGAAUUCAUGGCGGCUACAUCGGCACAUCGUCCAUCGCUUCAGGGUUCGGUGUUUUGGAUGGCACCAGAAAUCGUAAAGCAGACACAUUAUACGACCAAAGCAGACAUAUGGUCACUCGGGUGUCUGAUUGUCGAAAUGUUUACUGGUGACCAUCCAUUCCCUAGUUAUGAUCAGAUGCAGGCAAUGUUCAAGAUUGGAUUAUCGUGUGCCCCAGAAAUACCGGAUAAUAUAUCACAUGAUGCAACGGACUUUUUGCGUUUGACUUUUGAAGCUGAUCAUAUCAACAGACCACCUGCUAAUGUACUGCAGGUUCAUCCAUUUGUAACAACAACGCUUAAAUCAUCUCCACAACCCUCUCCUUAA